Messenger RNA from Polyodon spathula (Mississippi paddlefish), 1428 nucleotides. Its product is annotated as pulmonary surfactant-associated protein D-like. The record is from RefSeq and is a predicted model, not a curated record. The coding region runs from base 414 to 1121 and encodes 235 amino acids. The transcript is spliced from 5 exons. NCBI's taxonomy places the organism in Eukaryota, Metazoa, Chordata, Actinopteri, Acipenseriformes, Polyodontidae.
AAAAAUGAUCCAAUGAAUUGUGCAUGUAUUUUGUUUUGCUCACAUAUAUAUGAACGAUUUAAAAACCCACAAAAUUUCAACAGGAGUUUAACAUUGCCUGAAAAGCUUCAAAUUGAUUCUAUAGAUAUAUGGUUCAGUAUUAUGACAUUAUUUACUUUUGUAUCAUUGUUUUUGGCUUCGUCCUGUAAACCACAAUCCAAUUUAAAGCUGAAUGGCGAAAUAAUUGCUGAUUUGUGCUCCCACAAGACAUGUUAUUUCUUGGAAGUAAGGUUUAGCUUUUUCUGGACUCUGCAAUUUUCCAAACAAUCCCCUAUAAAUAGGGGAUUGUUACAACUUGUGCUGUAGAUUUCAGCUAGACUGCUACAAGGUCAUUUUAAGAAAAACACAAAUAGAAAAGGUUAAAAAAAGCUAAAAUGAUCAUGACUCAAAUACUACCAAUUGUAGUGGCCCUGCUUAUACUACAGAUGCAUCUUGGUUUGACUGAAGAUCAAGACCAGAUAAACCAUUGUUUACGAGGAAGAGAUGGGAGAGAUGGGAGGGAUGGAAAAGAAGGAGCAAUUGGUCCGAAAGGUGAAAAGGGGGAUAGAGGAGAAAAAGUCCAGGGUCCUCCAGGGAAAGCUGGUCCAUAUGUAAAGGGUGAAAAGGGGGAACCAGGAUCACCAGGUACACCUAUGUAUGAAAAACGCAUCACUGAAUUAGAGACAGAGCUCAAGAAACUGAAGGACACUUACUCUGCCCAUGAAAAACGCUUCAUCUUUACAGUUUGGAGCACAAGUGGUAGCAUAGUCUUUGGAUCCAGGAAAGACUCAGCCACUUUUGAAGAGGGCUUGAAAAUCUGUAGUGAAGCCGGUGGACAAAUUGCCACUCCUAAGAGCCAAUCUGAAAAUGAUGCCAUCGUUGAGAUCGUCAAAGCAACUAAUGUUGCAUACCUUGGCGUGAAUGACAGAGAAACAGAAGGGAAAUUUGUAGACUUAAAUAAUCAACCAUUAAAGUUUACAAAAUGGAAAACUGGUGAACCUAAUAACAGUGCAAAUUCUGAAGAUUGCACAAUUUUGCUUCCUGAUGGCGUGUGGAAUGAUGUACCGUGUCAAAGAAAAUACAUAAUAAUAUGUCAAUUUUAAAACGUAAGGCAAAACAUAUAAAGAUACUAGCUGCAGCAUUUGCCUACCCUUACCCUUGUUUUGCUGUAGUGUAAGCAAAAAUAACAAGGCUUGUUUCACAUGCUACACAUAAUUCAAUUUUCUAGCGAUUUUUUCUUUAGGAAAUAUAACAAAUACGUUUGUUCAGUACAAUACAUAUCCUGUAUUUUGUAAAAAAGAAAAGCAUCCAUUUUCCAAAAGACAAAAAAAGAAACAAUAUGCUAUAGGUUAUGUUUUUGUAAGUGUGGUGCAAAAAUGCAGUGCUGUGUGUUUUUUUUGACAAAUGUAG